AUGAACGCUUCGAUUCAGACCAUGGUGGAUCGGCGAGCUGUGGUCCACGCAUACCGUCACCUCUAUCGACAGGGGUUGAAAGCCAUUCAGUAUUCGACACCAGGUCGCUAUAUCCUUCUGAAGUCCCUGCGAAAAUCCUACCGUUCAUCCCCAUCCGAAGAGUUCGAUCCUGCCAAAAUCGCCAACACUAUCCGUUUUCUCGAAAGGGCCACCGAGGUCGCAGGCAUGGAACACAAGAUCUUAAAGAAUCUCCUACUAGUGAGGUAUUGGCAGCAGGAUCACCUUGCGAAAGAGGCCCGCGUUCCACGAAGUCUGGGACUCGGUCCUGUAGAGCAGCACUUGCGGACAAGCGUUUUCGAACAUUAUAAUUUGACACUUGACCGAUUGAAUGAGAGCUUAGGAACCUGUCUCAGAUGA
Penicillium bovifimosum is the source of this 417-nucleotide messenger RNA. RefSeq lists its product as uncharacterized. The transcript is spliced from 2 exons. Bases 1 to 417 code for a protein of 138 amino acids. NCBI's taxonomy places the organism in Eukaryota, Fungi, Ascomycota, Eurotiomycetes, Eurotiales, Aspergillaceae. The record is from RefSeq and is a predicted model, not a curated record.